AUGUAUUCCACCGGAAAACCCGACUUCAAUGUGAGCACAUCACUCGUUCGAGCAGCUCAAGUCCUCAACGUGGGCUCAUCGACCACGGGUAUCAUCGACGUGAACGUGCUGUACCGACCAAACACAUCUUUGGCCAUGCAAGAUGAUGUCAAAAUUGUCGAGGCGAACGGCCACUUGAAGUGUUUCGAGUUUAAAAAUCCAUGUUACUGGCUGAAAAACAUUACCCUGGCGGAGGACUGCCCGAGUGCCAACGUCCUACUCUACCGUAUUAACGACGGAGUGAAAUUAAAAAUCAUAAGCACGAUACAACCAGGAGAGCCGUUACGCAUGUGGUUCGGAGAGUGUACUCGCACUUUAUUCAAAAUUCCGUUGUUAGAAACAACCCACAUGAAAGAACAGAACAUCUACACCUGCGACAUCUGUAACAACAGCUUCUCAUUUCCGAAUGCAUUGAAGCUGCAUUUGGCGCUAGAUUGCCACCAUUUGAAGCACAGCCACAUCUGGACACUCCUGGCGAACAAAAUCGCAUACAUCCCGAACUUGGACCAAGAUAAACCUUUAGAUCUCAGCGUCCUGACGACUCAACAACCCAAUAACAGAACCGCAAGCUUCCAGAUAAAUUCACUGCUCGCUCUCAAUCCAGUCUCGUCGCCGGCCUUCGACAAGAUGGACCCUGCGGAAGUGGAAAAGAGCAUCAAAAAUAUCGACCCGUUGCCGGACGGGAAGAGUUACGAGUGCAUGUUCUGCAAGCGCGUGAUCUCCGGGAAAUACAAUCUGAAGAUUCACAUCCGCACGCAUACUGGUUACAAGCCGCUUCAUUGUAACAUUUGCAAUCACAGCUGGAGAGAUCCUAGCAACUUCAACAAGCACCUGAUACGACACGGGGUACGCAAGAGCCGUUACAACUGCAGCAUCUGCAGCAAGAUCUUCAUCAGGAAGGGAGAUUUUAAGAAACACAUGCAGGCUAAGCACUUAGACGCGCAUAAUGACGAAAUGAUCGCGAGAUCAACACCGAAACGAAAGCAUCACGUACGCAGAUAG
Molecule: messenger RNA, 1041 nt
Organism: Ooceraea biroi (clonal raider ant)
Lineage: Eukaryota; Metazoa; Arthropoda; Insecta; Hymenoptera; Formicidae
Product: zinc finger protein 865
Source: RefSeq, a predicted model, not a curated record